UCCCCGGGAACGCCGGCGGCCGCGAGAGAAUGAACAGGCCCUCCUCGGACUUUCUCGUCUCGUUUUAACUUUUCAGCUGCUGCCCUGUUGGCAGAUCACCUGCCAGGCCUCCCUGGCCCUGAGCGGUGCACAGAUGGGGAUGGUACCCCAGGAAGCUCCUGAGUCAGCGCAGUGCCCGAGCCCUUCCCUGGCCAGCCCGAGUGCCAAGGAUGUGCUUCGGAGGAAGCACAAGAGGAAGAGCCGACAGCACCAGCGCUUCAUGGCCCGGAAGGCCUUGCUACAGGAGCAGGGGCUGCUGAGCCCACUCCCGGAGCCAGGACCCUCCCCUCUGCCUACGCUGCCCGGGGCCCCGCCAGGCGCAGAAGCCACCAGCAGUGCGAGACAGCGUCCGCGGGCUGAAUCUGGAGGUACUGGGUGCAGCAGAAAGCCAGCCCCCAGGGACUCUGCCGGCCCCUUGCCCAGCAAGUGCGUGGCCAUCGACUGCGAGAUGGUGGGCACGGGACCCCGAGGGCGGGUGAGCGAGCUGGCCCGCUGCUCUGUGGUGAGUUACCACGGCGAGGUCCUCUACGACAAGUACGUCCGGCCUGAGAUGCCCAUCGUGGACUACCGCACGCGCUGGAGCGGCAUCACCCGGCAGCACAUGCGCAAAGCCAUCCCCUUCCAGGUGGCCCAGAAAGAGAUCCUCAAGCUUCUGAAGGGCAAGGUGGUGGUGGGUCAUGCCCUGCACAACGAUUUCAAGGCCCUCAAGUACAUCCACCCUCGGGGCCAGACCCGGGAUACCACUUCCGUCCCCAGCCUCCUCAGCCAGCCAGGGCUCCACAUCCGGAAUCGUGUCUCUCUUAAGGACCUGGCCCUGCAGCUACUGCACAAGAAGAUCCAGGUGGGCCAGCACGGGCACUCGUCAGUAGAAGACGCCGUGACAGCCAUGGAGCUCUACCGGCUGGUGGAGGUGCAGUGGGAGCAGCAGGUGGCCAGCAGCCUCCGGGCCCCCCCGGAGGACAGAGAGCCCGACAGCAGCACGGACAUGGAGCAGUACAUGGAGGACCAGUACUGGCUGGAGGACCUGGCCCAGGGCGCCAGCGGAGACACGGGGGAGGCGCCGGGGGAGGCGCCGGGCAGACGGGAGUGAAGGAGGAGAAGCUCCCUUGGGGAGCUGGAACGGGAGAGCGCCUGGGGCAGGAUGCUUGGCUGCCCCCAGGGUCUGAAGAGUCGGGACCACCUGCCCACAGCACAGCCCUCCCUCCCCAACUCCUGUGGUUUUGCUAAUGGCACUUUAUAGACACCGUGAAAAUGGCAGGUGGGCUAGAACCCAGUAGAAGUAGGGAAUGCGCCAACAGAUGACAUCACUGGCCACCCCCACCUCAUGCUGUGCUCUCUAAAGGGAUGUGUCUCCCUCCUUGGUGGUGGGUGGAGGUGUCAAUAUUCCAGAGUUCUCUUAUCUCCACCCAGUGACCUGGGGCAAAGUUUUCAUCCUGUUGUCACCAGCUGCCUCUUCCUCCAGAGUCACUUUCAAGAGAAUAAAUAUGCCCUGAGGCUAUAGAGUUAAGGCCACUCCAAGGCCAUUUUGUCCCUUUCUGAACUGGAACUCUGGCAGCAGCGGGACAGCAGAGACCUCAGAUCACGGGGAGCUGGGUCCUCGCCUGCUUGCGGGCAGAAGUCCCCAGGUGCUCUGGGAGGAAGGAAGGCAGAUAAGCUCUGGGUGGAGACUGGCAUAUGUAUCUUGAUCCAAGUCAGGCAUUCCUCCUGCCCACUCAGCACUAGGCUUUCAAACAGAAGUCUGAGAAACAGUAGUACAGUUUAAAUUCUGGGACCCCUCUGCAGAAUUGCCCACUGGGAUCUUUAUUUAUUGAGAGCAAGAUCACAGGUCUCUAGGGGUGCAGAGGGCAGGUCUGCCAGGGUUAGACUGGGCAUUGACAGUUGUGUAGUUGUGCCCACACUUGGGUGGGUGCCCCCAGCCACUUGUGGUUGGGUGACUGGGUGGUUUUUCUCUAAGUUACUAAAAAUGUUCUCUGUCAGGAUUCAUCUCCCACCCCUCUGUCCUUUUCCCCUAAGGACCAGUUUUGUGGUAUUGGGGUACCCGAGAGCUCAAGUCACACAGAAAUUCUGAGCCCCAUCUUAGCUUGCCACUUAAUAGCUUUGAGACCUAGGUAAGUGUGUGACUUCACUCAAGUGUGAUCCCUCAUCUGUAAAAUGAGGAUAAGGGUCCCACCUACCUCACAGGGUUGUUAGGCUCUGUGAGAUGUGUUUUCUUUAAGGAUUAGUGUUAGGUUCUUCCAAGUAACACCUGAACACACCCUGGGGCCAUUUGAGAGCUUUGCCCCAAGAAAUGAAAUAUUUCCAGCCCUAUCAGUAAACAAAGGAAGUCACAGUCAUCAGCAAUUGCAGAUUGCAGUCCUUAAACAGUGAACUGGUGAACCCUGAGGAAACUGAAUACCUGCUGAAAAGAAUACCUGCUAUCUAGCAGUCAUCAGACUGGCCAUUCCCUACAGGUGAGCCCUAAGAAAACUCAGGAUGUGAAACACAGGAUACCGGCCCCAGAGAGCUGAGGCGCAAAUCAAAGGAAUGAUUUCAGCUUGAGCCCAGACUCUUGCAUCUUCUCAUACAUGGAAAAGCACUAAACUCCUUAACCUGAGAUUUCUGGUUUUCUUUAACAAGCAUCAUAUUUUGAUGUUCAGACCACUUGCCCUUUGUUUCAAAACUCCUGUAUAACCUGGCUCCACUCCUUGCCUGCUCAGAGCAGUUUCUCAGAGCUCUGGAAUGCUGUCUCCUGGGCUGCAGUCCUCAUUUUGCCCAAAUAAAACUUAACUCACCUCUCUCACAUUGUGCGUUUUUUUGCUCAGACAGGAUUUGUCCUUGUGGCUACUCCAGUAGGUGGGACGUGGGCCACCGAGGACAGCUCAGAGUCUGUGGGCCCUCUUCCUGUGCUGCAUGGAUUUUGUAUCAAGCUCAGCAAAGCAGCAGGGCCAGGGACGGAGAGACACUCCUGAAAACAUAACAGCAAACGUAGGGCCGCAGACUGUUCUGGGAGCUGGCUGAGUCACUGACCCGCUGCCUCCAGGACUUUGUUCUAGGUUCCUUAAAAGCCUAGCUGACGCCACACAGCUGAGCUGUUGCUUAGAGUCUUUGGACUUUGGGCUGAGGGAUGGAGCUGUUCGCAUGUGGAGAUGUACUGGGCUUAAAAUCAGCUUUGUAAAACCGUUCUGGAAUAAAACUCAACUGUAAAAGUG
This is a messenger RNA of Odocoileus virginianus texanus, 3227 nucleotides long. Lineage: Eukaryota; Metazoa; Chordata; Mammalia; Artiodactyla; Cervidae. The record is from RefSeq and is a predicted model, not a curated record.